UACAUUUUCAUGACCUUCAAAAAUGUUCAUUUAUCCGACAGUGUAUCCAUUUAUAUAUAAUUUCUGAAGAGAAGAUACGUUUGUUCAGUGACUAAUAAAAUAUCGUGAUUCCCUCAAAUUAAAAUAUUCUUAAUAGAGUUUUAGAUACAUACAUUGAAAGUCAGUUAACCAUGACUGAUAUCACCACUCAAGAUCUACAGCAAUUAGUUAUCUACUUCUCUAAGAAUACUUAUAAGGCUAAGGAUGCGGAUAGCGAAAGUCAAGCCAUUAUGCAACGAUGCCUGCUUCUUAGCGAUUUAGAUUAUACUCAUUCGAUAAUAAAUAACAGUGGGGGUGAUCUAAGUGCACAUUACCCAAGUCAUCUUAUUAUAUUAGAAUAUGAAAAAUCCAGAAAUCCCACUACAUGCGAUACACCACCACCACUGCCACGCACAACAGAGACUAUAUAUGAAAGCAUGUAUGAUCCUAUUAAACUAAAGGAAUUAAUAAAAAGCGCUAGAUUUGCUAGAUGUCGUUCAAGAUUUCCACUGCCUGUAAUACUUUACAAGGGUAGACAUGUAUGCAGAUCGGCAACAUUAUCUGGUGGACCAGAAAUUUAUGGUAGAUCGGGAUUAGACUAUUUGUUUGCAAGUAACGAAGGUGUAGUUUCUGUUCAUGAGCAAGUAGAUGAAGCAUGCGGGGGAGACUCAAGGCUUAGCGAUUGGCAACUAUUUGACAAAGUUAGACAUCAAGACAUAAAACUUUUGAAGACUCUUAAUGUAGGAACCAUCAUCGAUUUAAUGGUAGAAAAGAAGAAAGUCAAAUUUGGAAUGAACGUAACUUCUUCAGAGAAGGUAGACAAAGAGAAGAGGUAUGCUGAUUUCGCCCUUAUUUCCUUGCCAUAUCCUGGGUGUGAGUUCUUCAAAGAAUUUCGAGAGAAUGAUUAUUGCGCCAAGGGUUUAGUGUUUGAUUGGUCUCAGACUUACGUGGAUGCACAAAUUGGUAUACCUGAAGAUUCAAUUUCUUGUCAGUUUCGAAUAAAUUGGGAACAAUAUCAAGUUUGGGAUCUUAUAAAACUAACUCAAAAUUAUUUAAAACUUAUUUUGAGGUAUUUGAGCGAUAGUAGUAGUGGAAUGCUGAUACAUUGUAUUUCAGGCUGGGAUAGAACUCCUUUAUAUAUCUCAUUAUUGAGAAUUAGUUUAUGGGCCGAUGGUGCUAUACACACAUCGUUGGAUGCGUACCAAAUUCUUUAUUAUACAAUAGCAUAUGAUUGGAUGCUUUUUGGACAUGAUUUGCAAGAUAGAUUAAGUAAAGGAGAAGAAAUCUUUUUUUUCUGUUUCUUUUUUCUGAAGUAUAUUCAUGAUGAAGAUUUCAGUAUCAAUCGUCAUAACCGUUCUAAGCAUCCUGUUUUACGUAAUGACAGUGAUUCACAGUUGGAUAAUGUAAUGUUUGAUAAUGAAUCUAUCGUAACUCUCAGUUCAGUUAGUUCCAACUUAAGUCUGAAUAGUUGGUGUAGUUCUGUUAGUCAGAAUAGUAGGGAUAGUCAGGAUAAUAAUCCACCAGCUGUGUUUCAAUGUGCCUCUGGAGACAACAGUCAGGAAGAAUAUCAUAGUAAUGGAAAUGUUGUACAAUUUGCAUUUUACCAUUCUCCAAAUAAAGAAGCACACGGAUCUCGAUCCCCUCUUCCUCCUAACAGAACAUCUCCAGUUGCUGUACCUGUACCAGGUCGUCUUCGACAACGAAAUGAAUCGUCUUCUUCUGGUGGUUCAUGGCAAAUGAUAUCUGGAACUGGAAGUUUACGCGGUUCGACAACUGCCAAUGCACCUAUUGCAGAUGCAUUAACUUCUUCUAACUUGGCUUGCAGAAAUUUGUGUGAAACUUUUGGACAUACAUCACAAGAAUCUAGUACAACUAUAAUAGAAGAUGAAGCAUGCUCGUCGUCACCAGUACAAACUCGCAAAGAUAGACUGCAGUGUUUAAGAACAAUAUUUUAUAGUGCUUAUAAACAUACUGGAUUCCGUAUGAAAGAUAAUUCUGAACCAGGAGGUUUAGGUCAAAUAAUCGGCAAUUUUGCAGAGAAAGUAGGAAUCCUUUGAUGUUCAACAUACAUCUUUGUGACUAAUAUGUCAUUAAUCAUCUUCCGCGAAUCAUCAGUUUUUCAUUAUUGACUUUUUUCUUUAACUCAGAAAAUUUUUCAAAUUAUUAAAGAAAAAUCAAAUGAAAUAUUUGUAUAUUAUUGUUUAUGUGGACAAUGUAUUGUUAUAUGAAGUACGGUGUGUAUACACGUAAUACAAAUAAAAGUUAAUAUUUUUUUAUGUA
Messenger RNA from Vespa mandarinia (Asian giant hornet), 2298 nucleotides. RefSeq names its product Egg-derived tyrosine phosphatase (gene EDTP). The record is from RefSeq and is a predicted model, not a curated record. Gene Ontology annotation, biological process: dephosphorylation. Gene Ontology annotation, molecular function: phosphatidylinositol-3-phosphate phosphatase activity. NCBI's taxonomy places the organism in Eukaryota, Metazoa, Arthropoda, Insecta, Hymenoptera, Vespidae.